Molecule: messenger RNA, 669 nt
Organism: Ostrinia furnacalis (Asian corn borer)
Lineage: Eukaryota; Metazoa; Arthropoda; Insecta; Lepidoptera; Crambidae
Product: glucose dehydrogenase [FAD, quinone]-like
Exons: 4
Coding region: 1-669 (222 amino acids)
Molecular function (GO): oxidoreductase activity, acting on CH-OH group of donors; flavin adenine dinucleotide binding
Source: RefSeq, a predicted model, not a curated record
AUGGACUCGGUGUACGACUUCAUCGUGGUGGGCGGCGGGUCGGCGGGCUCGGCGCUGGCGGCGCGGCUCUCCGAGGUGCCCGAGUGGCGCGUGCUGCUGCUCGAAGCUGGUUUCGACGAGCCCACGGGAGCUCAGGUGCCGUCUAUGUUCCUGAACUUCAUCGGCUCCAGCAUCGACUGGGGCUACCAGACCGAGCCCGAGCCCGCCGCCUGCCUCGGCGAGAAGGACCGCAAGUGCUACUGGCCUAGGGGAAAGGUGCUCGGCGGAACCUCGGUGAUGAACGGCAUGAUGUACAUGCGCGGUUCUCGCAAGGACUACGACGCGUGGGCGGCGGCCGGCGUCGAAGGCUGGGCCUACGACGACGUGCUGCCCUACUUCCUGCGCUCCGAGGACAACAAGCAGCUGGACCAGAUGGACCAGGGCUACCACGCGACGGGCGGCCCGUUAACUGUCUCGCAGUUCCCGUACCAUCCCCCACUGAGUUAUAGUCUGGUGAAGGCUGGAGAGGAGUUGGGUAAGAGAUGCUUUGACAACAAGCAGCUGGACCAGAUGGACCAGGGCUACCACGCGACUGGUGGCCCGUUAACGGUGUCGCAGUUCCCGUACCAUCCCCCGCUGAGUUACAGCUUGGUGAAGGCUGGAGAGGAGUUGGGUAAGCUGGCUGUUUAA